Messenger RNA from Ruditapes philippinarum (Manila clam), 1433 nucleotides. RefSeq lists its product as uncharacterized. The record is from RefSeq and is a predicted model, not a curated record. Bases 47 to 1102 code for a protein of 351 amino acids. NCBI's taxonomy places the organism in Eukaryota, Metazoa, Mollusca, Bivalvia, Venerida, Veneridae. The transcript has 4 exons.
UUAUAUUUCAUGGGAAUAGUAUUAUAUUUAACGGAAAAAGACAAAUAUGGACAAGAUUUUAGACAUAGUAAAAAGGAAUAAGUCGUCAGUUUCCUCCAAGGAUGAUCAGAAUAAGUACCGAUGUGGGUGUAUUUUAGGACGUAGACUUGAUGAUGCAGUUAAAGAGGCAAAUGACAAGGAUGUUGAAACAUUUUGUACUUGUAACGUCCAUAAUAAACCGUUGACAAUAUUUUACGAAAUGGAAUUUUACUGUGAUAUAUGUAAACCAAAACAAAAUGAUUCCUGUCACAAUUUUCCACCAGAGAAGAAAAUAUCGGAAGAAGAAAACGUGCAGUUCAAACAAUCGCUUUUAGAUUUGUCGAAUUAUAAGAGCUAUCUAAUAUAUAAUACAGAUGCCGCACUGGCCCCGUCUCUGUUGCUUCAAAACGUAGAAGAUAAAAUAGUAAAUUGUUAUAAAAUGGAAAGCAAAUGCCUCAGACUUAUGACUUAUAUUGAAUAUUAUCCGGAAAAAGCUCUUGACAAGAACGUUCUUGUUAAAUUAAAGACAUUAAGACAUAUUCUGAACACAGCUCUGUCCAACUUCAUUCCUGAUGAAUAUAAACAGUACGUAACGAUAUCUACAUCCGAAUUUGAAGCAAUGAACUUAUGUAUAUGUGGCAAUAAGAGAAAGCCAUCACAUAACGUAGCUUUACAAGACACCGCUAGAACGGGGAUUUCUAAGGAGUUCGUUUCCAAAUUGAGUGGCUUUCUUUGUGAAUCUGACAUAAAUGUCCACACAGUUGAUGAGGAUCAGCAGAAUGAGUACAACUCCUACCCGUUGAUAGUUGUUUGUUUAAAUGAUAGCAGAUUAUUAACGGAUAUUUAUAACUCUCUUGACAAAGUACAACGUGAAGACAUGAGCCGUGUCGCUUUAAUUACCUUGCAUGUAAAGGCGGAUGAUUAUUCGGAACCUGGUGAUUCCGAUAGAGCUUUAAAAUCGCAAGAAAAGAAAAGAAUAAGACAACUGGGUUUGAUAACUGAUUGGUUCUACAAAGAGGAAAACAAAGAGAAAAAUAAAAGCACAAAAGAAGAAAUAAUAACAUUUAUCAAAAGAAAAAGAUAAUGAACCAGUUAAGAACACUUAAUGUUCUAUUAAGAAGUAUGUAUACAUAUAAUAUGUUAAUGUUCAUAUCUCGAACAUGAUAAAAAGUGGUGUCAAUAGACUAAACUAGUCAAAAUAAAAAGAAAGAAAAACAGAAAACAACAUCAAAAACAACAAAGAAUAUUAAAAAUAAGAAAACAAACAACAACAAUUAGUGCAAGAAAAGAGGGACACCUACUUAUUGCCAACUGAGAGCUUGUAAAAGAGAGUAGGCUAUUCACAGAAAUACAAAUAUCAAUGAUAUUUCUAGAACAGUAUUUGUAUCAUAUCCAUUGAUUAUAAUAAAUUUACA